Messenger RNA from Schizophyllum commune H4-8, 1665 nucleotides. RefSeq lists its product as uncharacterized. NCBI's taxonomy places the organism in Eukaryota, Fungi, Basidiomycota, Agaricomycetes, Agaricales, Schizophyllaceae. Bases 1 to 1665 code for a protein of 554 amino acids. The record is from RefSeq and is a predicted model, not a curated record. The transcript has 15 exons.
AUGGAAGAUAGCGCUGCCCUCGCGCUCGCCCAGAGCCUUUCCGUACUCAUAGGCGAAUUCUCCCCCUCCCCGGGUUCUCAGACGCACCAUAAUUCGCGCAUGAACACUUUCCUGCGGCUAUUUGGCCGAUAUACGCGUUCAAAGGCAUGGAAACGCGUCAAGCCGCCGCGGAGGUACACAUCCUACUCGUGUUGGAGGUGCCUCCGCUCGCAUCGAGUAGGGCACGCUUCGUCAAGCGCGACGACGGUAUCUGGUACUAUUUUCCGCGCCUUGACCGACGCCGCCGUCCUUCCCUCUCGCGCUAGUGAUCAGCAAGGCCAGCAGGACGCGGGGGAAGUAGGAUGGGACUAUGAGACGGCGACCUUCGAUGUCGCUCGGAAGGACCACGAGGGCACUAGUAGUACGCGGGGGAAGUGGGUUUGGGUCUCUAAUACGGCGACCCGCAACCUCUUCAACACGACGCGCGGCUCUCCUACGGCGCGCAAUUUAUGCUUCACCAUCGUUUCCAGCGUCCUCGACGACCCCCUCAACAUCUCGCCCUCGAAGAAGCCCUCAACGCCGCCAUCCUCGACGACGUCUACAACCCUACCACCUUCGACGACGCCUCCAGCGCGCCCUCAAGCUCACUUUUCACUUCCACCCUCCACCCUACGAGAGAGGCCCACGACGUCGGUGACCAAGCCGCACCUGCAGCCGCUGUCUUCCGAUCUGUCGGGGACGUGCAUCUCCACCGGCGCUGGCGACGUGCUCGCUCAAUGCCGGCGAUACACCAUGGCCUACGACACUGGCGAAGAACCUUCACCGACGCCGGAGAAGCGUCUUCAGUCUCAACGUCGCGCCCUCUUUCUCAACAUCGACAUGUCCUACGUCGUCAAGCGCGCUGACCCUACGGCUUCGACGUCGACGUCGAUUGCUAUGCCCUUGGCGCGCUCAGCGCCGCGAGGACAGCGCGUCGCCUUAAGAUCGUAUCAUGGGGAGCUCUGUCGUUGGACGACGGCGAAGGCAACGAGCAAGGAGGAAGGUAGCGUGGGCGAGCACGAAGAUGGUGGGCCGGGGCGAAGAGUGGGAGCUGUGGUGAAGGCGACGAGCUCAGAGGGGCCGAAGGCGAGAGCGGAGGUGAAGGCGGUCAGCGACGUUGAUGCAGGUACGUCUUCGUAUUGCUUGCUGUGCUCGCCCGCUGACUACGCACUGUAUCUGCUCGGAGUGCUGCGCGAUGCGAUUGCAUCCUUCUCCCUGGCAUGGUCUCUCCACGCGCGAGGCCCGAGCGCCGCAAAUAGAGCAGUCUGCGCGUUUGCGCCACCCUUUGUAGACUGCGGUCAACGACGCUCAGGACCGCCUUCGCCGACAAUCGGAGUCCUCGCCUUCACCACUCGCCAACAACGAAUCCCCCCUCACGUCACCUUUGGCAUCGGAUUCCUUUUCGCCUUCGACGACGCGUCUCUGCUCAUUUUCGACGACGCGUCUGUGCUCAUUCUUGAAGACGCGUCUCUGCUCAUUUUCGACGACGCAUUCGUGCUCGCCUUCGACGACGCAUCCCACCUUCAUCCUCAACAACGAAUCCCCCCUCAUCGCCUCCCUUCGGCCCUUAACAAUGUUGUCAACAAGCACGUCGAACGAGAUCUCGCAAUCAACGGUGGUGGUGGUUCGUGCUCGAGGGCAACAUAG